Molecule: messenger RNA, 177 nt
Organism: Aspergillus calidoustus
Lineage: Eukaryota; Fungi; Ascomycota; Eurotiomycetes; Eurotiales; Aspergillaceae
Source: the annotation of a GenBank genome assembly
AUGCCUCAGUCCUCCGACUGCCUUCAGGCUCCCCUCACCCCCGCCGAGCGGGCCAUCGUCAAGUCCUACGGUGGCUGGUCUCAGUUCCUGUUCAGCUAUGGCCUGAAGCCUUGGAACACCGAGGAAGCGGAAGAAGGGAAAAGGAUUUUGGAGUCACUCGCUUCGGGAUCUGAUUAA